Molecule: messenger RNA, 1655 nt
Organism: Rubroshorea leprosula
Lineage: Eukaryota; Viridiplantae; Streptophyta; Magnoliopsida; Malvales; Dipterocarpaceae
Source: the annotation of a GenBank genome assembly
AACACAAAACAACUCAAAACAGAGAGCCGCCACAGGGCAUUGUUGUCUCCUUCCUCAAUCCGCCUUUGACCGCCUGCAGACGGCGGGUCAACCCUCCUCCUCCUCCCUCCUCGACAAGUUCUGGUAUAGGCAGUUAUAAGGGUAGUGAAGAAAAUUGCUAUAUGGCUCUUACUUUCGAGGUUUUAGGGAGGUUUAAUCGAGCUCGUGCAGCUCGGCUGACCCUCCCUCACUAUGUGUGCCAGACUCCCCUAUUUAUGCCUGUGGGAACACAAGGAACAAUAAAAGGUUUGACAACUAACCAGCUUGAGGAGAUUGGUUGUCAAAUAAUUCUUGGGAAUACAUAUCAUUUGGCACUUCGUCCUACUUCCGAGCUUAUUGAUGAACUGGGUGGUCUUCACAAGUUUAUGAACUGGCCUAGAGCAUUGCUUACUGAUUCUGGAGGAUUUCAAAUGGUUUCACUUCUCCAUUUAGCUGACAUUACCGAGAAAGGUGUAACAUUUCAGUCACCAGUCAAUGGAAAGCCGAUGCUCCUAACACCAGAGGAAUCUAUUCAGAUCCAAAAUAGAAUUGGAGCAGAUAUUAUUAUGGCUCUUGAUGAUGUAGUUAGAACCACUAUUACUGGUCCACGAGUUGAGGAGGCCAUGUAUCGUACCCUCCGGUGGAUAGACAGAUGCGUAGCAGCUCAUAAAAGACCACAUGACCAGAACUUAUUUGGUAUUGUGCAAGGUGGCUUGGAUCCUACGCUAAGGGAUAUAUGUGUUAAAGGGUUGGUAGAACGGAAUCUACCUGGCUAUGCCAUUGGUGGUCUCUCAGGUGGAGAAGAUAAAGAUUCAUUUUGGCGUGUUGUUGCUCAAUGUACCGCAGCACUGCCUGAGAAUAAACCCCGAUAUGUCAUGGGUGUUGGUUAUCCUUUGGAUAUCGUAGUUUGCAGCGCCUUAGGUGCUGACAUGUAUGACUGUGUUUACCCUACUCGUACUGCUCGUUUUGGUACUGCUUUGAUACCUGAGGGAGUGCUGAAACUUAAACACAUGGCAAUGGCUGAAGACACUCGCCCCAUUGAUCCUACAUGUGCUUGCAUGGUUUGCAAGAACUAUACAAGGGCCUACAUCCAUUGUCUUGUAACAAAAGAUGCCAUGGGAUCUCAGCUCCUUUCAUAUCAUAAUUUGUAUUACAUGAUGAAGCUUAGUAGAGAUCUACACUCAUCCAUCAUUGAGGGAAGGUUUCCCGACUUCGUGUGUGAGUUUUUGCAGAAAAUGUUUCCUAAAGGUGAUGUCCCCGAGUGGGUGUGCAACGCCAUGGAAGUUGCUGGAAUUGAUAUCUCCUCCUGCUGUGCACCCUUUUCAACAGCCAAGGAUGAGCAUUAACCUUAAUUACACGAAGACAGAAUUAAUGAGGCAAGCUCUUACUUGCUUUAACAAGAAAAAUUGAUAGCAAAGAAUUUUAACACACAGGUAACAACAAUGAGCAGCAUAUAUUUUGUACCCAAUAUGCUGCUUCCUUACAAAUCACAACCCAUUUCGGAGAUUUGCUUCCUCUGUUUGCGUUGAUAUAUCUCUUACACUCACCGUGAGGUAUUUUGUUUUUGCUAUUGGAUAUGAUUUUGUUCAGUGAAGAUUGUUUUCUGGAAUUCUGGAUACUUGUAUAAUCUUUUUACC